Messenger RNA from Macrosiphum euphorbiae (potato aphid), 1902 nucleotides. The record is from the annotation of a GenBank genome assembly. NCBI's taxonomy places the organism in Eukaryota, Metazoa, Arthropoda, Insecta, Hemiptera, Aphididae.
AUGGAAUAUGACAACUUUUCGCACUACUCCAAACGGCUGCUUUCGGCUAACGUGCUAGGCGACGUUUACGUGGACUUAUCCAAGCUGAAAUCGCCCAAAAGCCGUUUCAUGUUCACGCGUGACCUGCUUCUCAGACACAAAAUGCUGGCCCAGACGUUGGACAUCGAAAGGCAGUACGAUCAUCCAAACGUGUCGACGAACCUCCGAGAUCAAGGCAACGAGUUUUUUAAGGGCGAGAAGUUCAAGAAGGCCGUCCACAUGUACACCAAAUGUUUGGAGGGCAGCGAUCCGAACACCGAGUGCUACGCGCUCGCGGUGGCCAACCGGUCGGCCGCGUACUUCUACCUGGGCCUGUACCAGCUUAGCCUAAAGGACGCGCGCUGGGCCAUGGAGUUCAAUUAUCCGUCUAAUCUAUCGCACAAGCUGUACGAGCGGGCCGGAAACGCUGAACGAGCAUUGGGCUUAUACGGACGGGCGACGCAGAGCUACACCGAGUGCCUGAAGCGAAUGUAUGAGGGGGGCAUUUGUUCGGAUAAGAGGAAGGCGGCGAUCGCAAAGGCCGUGACCGAAUGCAAGGAAUUGUUUACUAAGCAAAAAAAGAGCAAGAAAGUACCUCCCGCUGAUGAGCAGCUGGUUGGCGGAAGAAACGAAAAUAUUCCAGCACUAUCGGCAUUUGUAGAACUGAGAAUGUCCAAGAAUAUGGGACGAGGUGUUUAUGCCACCCGCGACAUUAACCCCGGUGAUGUUGUGGCCAUUGAUGAACCUUACAUUGGUGGGCCUGUUUCACAUCACACAGAUGUUUGUCAUUAUAGUGGUUGCCUGAAGUUAAACUUGGCUCUUAUUCCUUGUCCAAAAUGUUUAUUGGUUUGUUACUGCAAUAAAGACUGUAUGAAUAAAGCUAACGAAGAAGGACACUAUUUAGAAUGUCCAAUUAUGUAUUUCAUCAGAUCAACACCAGGAAUAACAAAAAUGAAUGAACUUGCUAUGAAGUGGUUUUUAAAAGACUAUUUGAAAAUGGGCUUAAAAAAAUAUUGUUUGAUAGUUGAUAACUUUUCCAAAUCUAAAAUUGAUCCUCAAACAAGGGGUUUUGAUGAGACUGGUCAAUAUAAGUCAGAUAAUUUUUUAACGGCUUAUUCUUUGGAUAGUAGUGAAAACAAAGUUCCAAUAGAUGUUUUGUUUUUUUUUAAUUGUAUCGCUGUUGAUAUGUUGCAUUGUUUGAUUUUAAGUGGCUUCAAAAUUCCAAAAUGUUAUAUAGGUUCUGUGGGGGCUUCCUUGGUGCGUAUUCUCAUUGUUUUAGAUUUAAAUUGUAGAAAGUUAAAUGUCAAUGCCCCUACUAUAUCUUUACAAAGAAGACGCCAAACUACUCUUACAAUAGCAUUAACUUUGUAUCCAACUAUUUCCUUGUUCAACCAUUCUUGUGAUCCAAAUAUAAAACGGAGUGGAGAAUUAUCUGAUAGAAUAAGAGUUAUGAAAGCAAUUCAACCAAUUCCCAAAGGAUCUCAGUUGUGCAGUACUUAUGGAAUAAUCUUUAGAGGACACACCAAAGAAUCAAGACAAGAUAUUUGCAACAAACUUUUUUACUUUAAAUGCUAUUGCCAGCCGUGCAUAGAGAAUUGGCCAAUAUGUCAUUAUAUACCUAAUCGUCUUUCUACACUAAAUAUUCUGAACUCUAAUAUGGCAGAUAUUGUGUCAUCGGAGUGCGAAAAGUUUGUGAAAUUUAUGAAGUCGCCAAAAUCAGAAGAUAAUUGUGAGCAUUUAGAUUAUUUAUAUUCAUUUAUUAAGCUAUUGUUUACUAAUGUAAAACGACCAUUUCAAUUAUACGAGGAUUGUCUUGAAAUUAUAAGUACUAUGCAUACCAUAAGUUCCAGUCAAUUAUACAUUGGUGUUAUAGAUAUUGAUUGA